This is a messenger RNA of Eurypyga helias (sunbittern), 1802 nucleotides long. It is a transcript of the gene RPN2, whose product is annotated as ribophorin II. The record is from RefSeq and is a predicted model, not a curated record. Gene Ontology annotation, cellular component: membrane; oligosaccharyltransferase complex. The transcript has 16 exons. Lineage: Eukaryota; Metazoa; Chordata; Aves; Eurypygiformes; Eurypygidae. The annotation marks the transcript as partial. Gene Ontology annotation, biological process: protein N-linked glycosylation.
GCUGCAUGCAAUUUCGUCAAAUCUCACGUGGACUCCAGCAGCGUUGAUUCCCUCUUCUAUGCUGCGCAGUCCAUCCGGGUCCUGUCAGGCUGUGAGGUUACCAUUUCCAAUGAGACCAGGGAGCUGCUGCUUGCGGCUGUCAGCGAGGAUUCCUCAAUCACCCAGAUCUUCCACGCUGUUGGGGCCCUGAGCAGCUUUGGCCUUCCGUUAGCAUCUCAGGAAGCACUCAGUGCUCUUACUGCUCGUCUUAGCAAAGAAGAAAAUGUGCUGGCAACCAUCCAGGCUUUGGAGACGGCAUCUUACUUGUCCCAGCAGGCAGAUCUGAGUGGCAUCGUUGAGGAGAUAGAGGACCUUGUUGCUCGCCUGGAUGACUUGGGUGGAAUUUAUCUGCAGUUUGAAGAAGGAAUUGAGACGACUGCACUGUUUGUUGCUGCUGCCUAUAAGCUGUCGGACCAUGUGGGUACAGAGCCAGCCAUGAAGGAGGAUCAAAUUAUCCAGUUGAUGAAUGCAAUUUUUAGCAAGAAAAACUUUGAGACCCUCUCGGAGGCCUUCAGCGUUGCUUGUGCCGCAGGUUCUUUAUCCCGGAACCGCUACCACUUGCCUGUCAUUAUUGUCCCCGAUGGGCCUGCAGCUGUCUCACACCAUCAGCCUGUACUCAGGCUACAAGUGACAGAUGUGAUGUCCCAGCCACUGACUCAGGCUUCUGUAAAGCUUGACUACGCCAAGUCUGCAUCUAGCAAAGCCAUUGUCCUUCAGCAGGCAGCAUUUGCACUCUCAGGGGAUGUCUUUGAGCUGAACUUCAUGAAUGUGAAACCAGCAAGUGGAUAUUAUGAUUUCUCUAUCAGCGUUGAUGGAGAUCAGCGAUUCAUUGCUAACAAAGUUGAGCUGAAAGUGAAAGUUUCCACUGAAGUUGGGAUUACUAAUGUAGAUCUCUCUACUGUGGAUAAAGAUCAGAGCAUUGCGCCGAAAACAACCAGGGUAACUUUCCCAGCCAAAGCCAAGGGCUCAUUCACUGCUGACAGCCAUCAGAAUUUUGCUUUAUCCUUCCAGCUGGUAGACGUGAACAGUGGAGCUGAACUCAUCCCUCACCAGACUUUUGUCCGACUUCACAACCAAAAGACUGGCCAGGAGGUAGUGUUUGUUGCAGAACCAGAUAGCAAGAACGUAUACAAGUUUGAACUGGAUACCUCUGAAAGAAAGACUGAAUUUGACUCUGCCUCUGGUACCUACACUCUUUACUUGAUAAUUGGAGAUGCCACACUGGAGAAUCCAAUCCUGUGGAACGUGGCUGAUGUUGUCAUCAAAUUCCCAGAAGAGGAUGCACCAUCCACGGUCCAGUCCAAGAACCUCUUUGUUCCCAAACCUGAAAUCCAGCACCUCUUCAGGGAGCCUGAGAAGAGGCCUCCCACUGUGGUAUCUAACACUUUCACAGCACUGAUUCUCUCCCCCCUGCUUUUGCUGCUCAUUCUGUGGAUAAAGAUAGGUGCCAACAUCUCCAACUUCAGCUUUGCUCCCAGCACCAUUGUUUUUCACAUGGGACAUGCUGCAAUGUUGGGACUCAUGUAUGUCUACUGGACUCAGCUCAAUAUGUUCCAGACUCUGAAGUACUUGGCCAUUUUGGGUGGCGUCACAUUCCUGGCAGGCAACAGGAUGCUGGCUCAGAAAGCAGUGAAACGGAUCGCUGCAGAGCAGAGCAGUAGGUUGGCAAAGUAUAGAACGCUGCGGUAAAAGGGGGUUUUGCUAGUGACCAGCUCUUCUAGAAGGCACACUAGUACCAGAAGAAUGGAAGAAAUGGGGAAAAA